Messenger RNA from Eutrema salsugineum, 1537 nucleotides. RefSeq lists its product as uncharacterized. Gene Ontology annotation, cellular component: starch grain; chloroplast stroma. Bases 113 to 1402 code for a protein of 429 amino acids. Gene Ontology annotation, biological process: starch metabolic process; regulation of starch metabolic process. The record is from RefSeq and is a predicted model, not a curated record. Gene Ontology annotation, molecular function: starch binding. Lineage: Eukaryota; Viridiplantae; Streptophyta; Magnoliopsida; Brassicales; Brassicaceae. The transcript has 11 exons.
CUCUCUUUCUCUAGCUCGCUCGCUAGCUAGCUUCCACGGAUCGAAAGUCUGCAAUUCGCUUUCUAGGAUUUCUCAUUUUUCGAAUUCGUUUUCCAUGGCGCGUCUGUGAACAAUGGCGGCUAACUCCGCAGUCUCUCUUCUUGAUAUCAGGCUCCGUCAAUUCGGCGUUGGCACAAGUAAUCAUGAAUUGAGCCUGAAAAAGUGGAGAAGUAGGCUGCUAUGGUUUGAUGGCGAUCAAGCCAGUGCUCCGAGGCGAUUUAGCUGCUGCGCAGAUAUGCUUUCACCGAUGCGCCUCUCUGUGGCGGGUUUCGAGAACUCGGAGGAACGGCGUUUCGAUCAGAAGACGACCGCUCAUGGAGCCGGAAUCAAAACUUCCUCCUCUGCAAUGCCGUUUGCAUCUCCCAACAGGUCUCGGUUUGUCUCCAAGCAAGAGAAGUUCUACCCUCGUUGCACUCCAAGGCUUACUGGCCCUCAGUCCCGUGAUACUCCCCCUAAAAGAGACACUGGGAUUGCUAAUGAAAAGGAUUGGGGCAUCGAUUUGUUGAAUGAGAAUGUGAAUGAGUCUGGUAGUAAUGAAGAUGGCAGUACUUGGUUUAGAGAAAGCGGACAGGACCUGGGGGAAAAUGGCUACAGAUGUAGGUGGACAAGGAUGGGCGGUCGAUCCAAUGAUGGCUCUUCUGAGUGGACAGAAACGUGGUGGGAGAAAAGUGACUGGACCGGAUACAAAGAAUUAGGCGUGGAGAAAUCUGGUAAAAAUGGUGAGGGUGACUCUUGGUGGGAAACUUGGCAAGAAGUCCUUCAUCAAGAUGAGUGGAGUAAUCUUGCGAGGAUUGAAAGGAGUGCACAAAAGCAAGCGAAAUCAGGAACUGAAAAUGCUGGUUGGUACGAGAAAUGGUGGGAAAAGUACGAUGCUAAAGGGUGGACAGAAAAAGGAGCACAUAAGUAUGGUAGACUAAAUGAGCAGUCAUGGUGGGAGAAGUGGGGGGAACAUUAUGAUGGAAGAGGAUCUGUUCUGAAAUGGACAGACAAGUGGGCUGAGACUGAGUUGGGGACCAAAUGGGGAGACAAGUGGGAAGAGAAAUUUUUCGGUGGGAUAGGUUCACGUCAGGGGGAGACAUGGCAUGUAUCACCUAACAGCGACCGUUGGUCAAGGACGUGGGGAGAGGAACACUUUGGAAACGGAAAAGUUCACAAGUACGGAAAGAGUACGACCGGAGAAAGCUGGGACAUAGUGGUGGACGAAGAAACAUACUACGAGGCUGAGCCGCAUUAUGGAUGGGCAGAUGUGGUGGGUGAUUCAACACAGUUAUUGUCGAUUCAACCCCAAGAGAGACUACCUGGUGUCUACCCAAGCCUCGAGUUUGGGCCAUCUCCGCCUCCUGAGCCCGACCAACCACAAUGACAUCGCCUGCGUUUGUUUAGAGCUUGUUAUUAGCAGAAUAGCCUUUUUGGCUGUUAUUUUCCCUAUAAAUUUAGAACGUUGUGAAUUAUGGGUUUAUAUAAUUUCUAAUUCAUUUGAGCUCAUGCUCUUGCUCAA